AUGUCGAAUCUGAUUCGAACAGAUCUUCCAAAAAAGAGGAAAAGAGGAGAAAGUAGGGUUUUUAGGCUGAAGACUUUUGGAGAGACAGGACAUCCAGCUGAGAUGAACGAGUUAUCUUUUCGAGACAACCUCGGGAAGCUACUUGAGUUUGGUCACUUUGAGAGCUCCGGGCUCAUGGGAAGUUGGUCAUUUCAGCUCGAGGUUCAUCGUCAACCAAAUCCUCUCUAUGUUCUUCUCUUUGUCGUCGAAGAGCCCAUAGAAGCUUCUCUUAACCUUCGUUGCAACCAUUGCCAAUAUGUUGGUGACGUCCUCUCUCUCUUUCUCUAUCUUCCUCUCUCACUCUAUCUAUGUUGGGGAAACCAAAUGAUAUGCAACAAGAAGUACCAUUUCGUGAUCCCUUCAAAGGAAACAAUGGCCGCCUUUCUAAAACUAGAAGGCGGAGGCUACGCUUUACCCGAGAAGGAAAGUCUCUCCCAUCUCGUGGAGCUUCAAGGCCACAUCCUUCACGGCUUCUUUCACUCCAACGGUUUUGGUCACUUGCUCUCUCUCAAUGGCAUCGAGUCCGGUUCCGACUUAACCGGUCAUCAAGUCAUGGAGUUGUGGGACCGGAUCUGCACCGGUUUAAAGGCCAGGAAAAUAGGGUUGAAGGAUGCAUCGCACAAGAAAGGAAUGGAGCUAAGGCUGCUGCAUGGGGUAGCGAAAGGAGAGCCAUGGUUCGGUCGGUGGGGUUACCGGUUCGGGUCAGGGACAUAUGGAGUGACUCAAAAGAUUUACGAGAAGGCACUAGAAUCGGUCCGUAACGUACCUUUAUGCUUGCUUAACCAUCACUUAACCAGCCUUAACCGUGAAACUCCAAUCCUCUUGUCAAAGUACCAAACGUUAUCCAGCGAGCCACUGAUAACUCUCAGUGACCUCUUCAUGUUCAUGCUUCAUCUCCACUCGCGUCUUCCAAGAGAUAACUACAUAAAUAGCUCAAGAAACCAAAUCAUCUCCAUCGACAGUACCAACUGUAGAUGGUCUCAAAAGAGGAUUCAAAUGGCUAUCAAAGUGGUUAUAGAAUCACUGAAAAGAGUCGAGUACCGAUGGAUAUCGAGACAAGAAGUGAGGGAUGCAGCAAGAAACUACAUCGGGGACACCGGUUUGCUUGAUUUCGUGUUGAAGUCGCUCGGGAACCAAGUGGUCGGGAACUAUUUGGUUCGACGUAGUCUAAAUCCGGUGAAGAAAGUGCUAGAGUAUUGCUUGGAGGACAUAUCAAAUUUGUUACCAAGUAGUAACCAAGAACUCAUAACCCUUCAAAAUCAAAAUCCAAUGGGGAAGACGACCAACGGACACAACAAGAUCACAAGAGGUCAAGUGAUGAAAGACAUGGUCUAUUUUUACAGACACAUUCUAAUGGACUACAAGGGAGUGUUAGGCCCCAUAGGCAUAUUAAACCAAAUCGGAAUGGCUUCAAGGGCAAUCCUCGACGCUAAAUACUUUAUCAAAGAGUAUAACUACAUUAGAGACACGUCAGCCAAAACAUUUCAGUUAGAUCGAGGGGAGAAGCUAGGAAUAUUCUGCACGAUCUUGCGGAAAUGUCAUCACCAUCAUCAUCAAAACAACGAGAUAUUAAAGACGCCUCCACAAGAGUGCAUAGUGGUGAACAAAGAUGCAACGAUGAGUGAAGUGUAUCGAGAGGCAGAGAGAGUAUUUAGAGAGAUCUAUUUGGAACUUAGAGACGUGGUGGUGGAGUCAGUGGCGGAUAUUGGUCAAAAGAAGAUCACAAGGGUUGAUGAGUUAAUGACGUUGAAUGGGAAUAGAGGAUUAGUAUUAGAAGGGAAUGUAGGAAUGGUGAUGAUGAAGUGUUAUGAUGAUGAUGAUGAUAAGAAGAAGAAGGAUAGGAGAAUUGAGUGCGAGUGUGGAGCAAAAGAAGAAGAUGGAGAGAGGAUGGUGUGUUGUGAUAUAUGUGAAGUAUGGCAACACACGUGGUGUGUUGGUGUUCAACACAAUGAGGAAGUUCCUCGCAUUUUUCUUUGUCAAAGUUGUGACCAACAUCUCAUUCCUCUCUCAUUUUUACCUUAA
Molecule: messenger RNA, 2061 nt
Organism: Microthlaspi erraticum
Lineage: Eukaryota; Viridiplantae; Streptophyta; Magnoliopsida; Brassicales; Brassicaceae
Source: the annotation of a GenBank genome assembly